CGGUUGGCUGGGCGGUGGGAGGUGUGCGGGCCGCGAUGGGGCCGCUGCCCGGGGGAAGAUGGCCGCCGUGACCGCUCUGCGGAGCAGCUGCCGGGCCGCGGGCCGCCUGGUGUGCAUUCACCGUGUUAGAUCCUGCAGCAGCGUUCGCUCCGUCAGAUCCAAGUAUGUGUGUGUGUCGGACAGACCUGCCCUCAGCUUUAGCCACCGACAGCGCUUGUUCAGAACAUCUGCUGUUUCAUGUGGCCAAAUUGUCCAGUUUAAGCUCUCUGACAUUGGAGAAGGGAUUACAGAGGUGACUGUAAAAGAAUGGUACAUAAAGGAAGGUGACAGCGUGUCUCAGUUUGACAGCAUCUGUGAGGUCCAGAGCGACAAGGCGUCCGUGACCAUCACCAGCCGUUACGACGGCGUCAUUAGGAAACUCCACUACAGCUUAGAUGAAAUUGCUUAUGUUGGAAAGCCAUUAGUGGACAUCGAAAUUGAUGCUUCAAAAGGUGUUGCCUCAGAAGAAGAUGUUGUUGAAACACCACCUAUGUCUCAUGACGAGCACACUCACCAGGAGAUAAAAGGUCACAAAACAUUAGCAACCCCUGCGGUUCGUCGCCUGGCCAUGGAGAACAACAUUAAAUUGAGUGAAGUUAUUGGAACAGGGAAAGAUAACAGAAUCCUUAAAGAAGACAUACUCAAUUACUUGGCCAAACAAACGGGAGCUAUUUUACCUCCAUCACCAAAGGCUGAGAUUAUCUCACCCGUGCCAAAAGCAGAGAGUGUGCCAGCUGCUCCAGUGGACAAGGCACACAAAGCUCCAGUACCUCUUGCCAGGCCCGUGGUGGUUGCAGGGAAAGAUAAAACUGAGCCUGUAACAGGCUUUCAGAAGGCGAUGGUAAAGACUAUGAGUGCAGCCCUGAAGAUACCCCACUUCGGUUAUUGUGACGAGGUCGAUUUGACUCAGCUUGUGCAGUUGCGAGAAGAGAUGAAGCCUCUAGCCCAGGCUCGUGGAGUUAAGCUUUCCUUUAUGCCUUUCUUCAUAAAGGCAGCCUCUCUGGGAUUGUUGCAGCAUCCCAUUCUUAAUGCUUCUUUGGAUGAAAGCUGCCAAAAUGUCACGUAUAAGGCCUCACACAACAUUGGAGUUGCCAUGGACACAGAGCAAGGUUUGAUUGUCCCAAACGUGAAAAACGUUCAAGCCUGUAGCGUGUUUGAGAUUGCUUCCGAGUUAAAUCGCCUCCAGUCCUUGGGCUCUGCAGGCCAGCUGGGGACAGGUGACCUCACCGGGGGAACGUUCACCCUGUCCAAUAUUGGCACAAUUGGUGGCACGUAUGCCAAAGCAGUGAUACUACCUCCUGAAGUAGCUAUUGGAGCUCUUGGAAAGAUACAGGUCCUUCCUCGGUUUAAUGAGAAAGGCGAGGUGUUUGCAGCACGGAUCAUGAGCGUGAGUUGGUCAGCAGAUCACCGCAUCAUUGACGGAGCGACCAUGGCCCGCUUCUCCAACCUGUGGAAAUCCUACCUAGAGAACCCUGCCUCAAUGCUGCUGGACCUGAAAUGAAGGAAGCCAUAGCCUGAAGAUGCCUUAGAACUUUGUGGCUUAGACUGAAUCAUUAUCAAAGCUGGCUCUGCUAGCACGUGCCCUUUGCUACUCACAUUAGGUAUCGAUCUUACGUGGUCACAAGUUCUCCGCAGCUGCUACCAGGCUGUGGGUUAGCUGUUACUUCUCUUCAUUAGUAGUGCUGUAACUUCUCCUACAGCAGACUGUCGGACUUCAUAGGUCAGAGCCUGACUUCUGGACGUGGUGGUGGAAUGUCUUCACUCUGCCUUCUCUGAUACACAUGGUUGUGAGGUCAGUGUGACUGGAAGGCGCUCAUCAGCACCUGAGGUGUUUCUAACCCCAUUAACCUGUUUGGAAGGGAAUUCUCAUGGUUCUUCCUCGGUGAGCAUAUCUAUAGAUUUUUUAAAACAAACAAUAUCAAAACUCCCAACAGAAGUUAUGCAAAAAUCAUGUACAAAUAAACUGCUUUAUAUGCUUCUGCUGUAAGAUGUCCAGAGAGCUUUUUGUUGUUGAACUGAGGAAGCCUCUCAAGGCUUUUGCUAGCCCACUUUUUCCUGGCAAUUACUUGCACAGGUAAUCUUUAUCAAGUCAUAAAUGAAGAGGCCAUAUUUAUUCAAAUGCUUCCUGACAACAUUUACUGGUUCAGGGCCUUAAUACUCUCUGUAAUAUCCUCUGGUUUUAUAGGCUGGAAGUAGUUGCAGUCCUUAAAUACUUUCCAGUUAUCUUUGUUUCUUACAGAAAACAUCCUCCCGUUGAAAGUAAGGGGGAAAAAAAAGAUCCCAUUGUUAUUCUGUCAUUGGGUGAGCCUGACAGUAACCAGGACACGUUCUAAAAGCUUCCAUGGUAUUACUGAUGUUCAGGUACCAGGAUCUGACAGGUGGAUGAGACACAAUGAAUAAUUAGCAUUCAAAAACAGUGUGUGAGAGAAGAACGCCUUAAACCUGGUUGAGGCACAUUGUGAAUAGGUUCUGUUUAACGCCUCUAGAACAGACAGCAGACAUGUGGCUUGAAGGUAAACUAAACAGAUAUAAAGAGGGUUGCACUGGUUAUUUGUCAGGAGAUCUGAAGAAGGCUGGUGGCCAUAAAUACCUUCCAGAAACUUAAGCUUCAAACAGACCCAAGAAAAGACCUUUUGUGGCCUUAAAAAUUCAUUUGUGAAACACAAAAUGGAUGUUUUCUCCUGUUUUUAGAUAUAUCCAAAACUGCCUCUACAGGACCAUUCUCCAGAUUUACAGACCAAAGUUGCCUAUUGCAUUUAGCUGUGAAGAUGCAAGACACAAGCUGCUAGAGGUAGAGUCUCAUUGGUCCUUGUUGCUGAGACUGAGCAAGAGGAAAGCUGGUGAUGCAGGGAAGGGAGGGUGGGAGCAUAUGUGUAAGGUGCUAUUCCUAUUGUGGUAUGAGGGUCUUUUAUAUUUAGGUCAUUUCUUGCAGAGUUGGACUAAUAUAUCAUGCUUACCAUCUGUCUCAUUUUUAACAGAUUUAUUUAUUCAUAAUAAAGACACUGAAGCCCCAAA
Colius striatus (speckled mousebird) is the source of this 3054-nucleotide messenger RNA. RefSeq names its product dihydrolipoamide branched chain transacylase E2 (gene DBT). The coding region runs from base 59 to 1540 and encodes 493 amino acids. NCBI's taxonomy places the organism in Eukaryota, Metazoa, Chordata, Aves, Coliiformes, Coliidae. The record is from RefSeq and is a predicted model, not a curated record. Gene Ontology annotation, cellular component: mitochondrion; cytoplasm. Gene Ontology annotation, molecular function: acetyltransferase activity; lipoic acid binding. The transcript has 11 exons.